Molecule: messenger RNA, 2649 nt
Organism: Schistosoma guineensis
Lineage: Eukaryota; Metazoa; Platyhelminthes; Trematoda; Strigeidida; Schistosomatidae
Source: the annotation of a GenBank genome assembly
AUGACAAAUCACACUAGUUUACAUAUCAUCACACCGAAUACAACAACACAGACAGUUGGAAAAAUGAGAUCGUCGCUCACACUCGUCUUCUUAGUAGCCAUUGGUUACGCCACCGCCUACCAAAUACCACAUGAAAGUCCGAAUGAUUACGGUGGUGAUUGCUACGGCAGUGAUUGUGGUGGCGGUUAUGGAGAUGGUGGGUAUGGUGGUGGCGGAUAUGGUGGUGGUGGUGGCGGUGGUGGUGGCUAUGAGGGUGGCGGAAAUGGUGGUGGUGGUGGUGGUGGUGGCUAUGAGGGUGGCGGAUAUGGUGGUGGUGGCGGUGGUGGUGGCUAUGAGGGUGGCGGCGGCUAUGGUGGUGGUUGCAAUGGUGACGAUUGUGGUGGUUACGGUGGUGGUGGUGGUGGUGGCGGCGGUGGCGGCUAUGGUGGUGGUUGCAAUGGUGGAGGCUGUGGAUAUGGCUUCGAUGAAGCUUUCCCUGCUCCCUAUGGUGGUGAUCAAGGCUACGGUGGCAACGGCCAUGGAAAGGGUGGUGGUAAAGACAAUGGCCAUGGAAAGAGUCAUGGCGGUGGCAAGGGUGGUAGCAAAGGUGGCAAAGGUGGCAAACCCAAUACUUACAAACCCAAUGCUUACAAACCCAAUGCUUACAAACCCAAUACUUACAAACCCAAUGCUUACAAACCAAACACUUAUGCAAGCACUUACUGAGGCACCAGUUGAAUUGUGGAUGAUUCUAACUUGUUUGUGUCACACUGUCCACUAUCCAUUUUUUCCACACACCUCUCAAUUCAACUCACUGUAAUAUAGUCGUGUUUGAAUUCGAGAUGAAUAAAACCUAUUCAUUCUAAACAGUGUUUUCCAUGUGCGCUUUGUAUUGUUUAAUGAACGGACGUUAGUUUUUGUGAUAUUUCGAACUGUUGAGAGGUACGUGUUGUUAGUAGACAAGUGCGCGCCAUGCCUCGCUGUUGUGACCUCAUAAUUAUAGGAAAAUGUACAUAUCAAUUCACUGAACAAUGCAGUUUGCAUUAGUUUGUAUUAUCCCGUUGUUGGUAUAUUUGACUGUAAUUUGACCAGUCUUGGUUGACACAUAGACAUCGUAUGAGGAUUGUCUCGAUAUAAACAUUAUGACACGAACUAAUGUAGUAUAGAUGGAAUGUGGCUAGUAGUGGAAUCUAGGACACGCGUUUUGUUCUAGUUCGGACUCGUCGGUUGGGUGGAGGCAAUCUGCGAAAGGUGAAAUGAAACUACAUUAAGUCCACGCUCAGCCUAAAUUCCACUGUUAGCCACACUCCAUCUAUCCCAUUUCACUCGAUUGUCUAGAUUGUUUAUCAGCAGAUGUGUUCAUGGCAAAUACCGUGAAUGUAGCUGAAUACCUGGUCGAACGCAUGUCACUUUAUAAGAGAUACGUGGAUGAUAUUAUAGUUAUCUGUGAAUGAAAGGACCACAUAACAUGUUUGUUGAAUAAACUUGACGUUUAUCAAAACUGCAUCAAUCUGUUAUGGAAAGAGGAGAAGAGUGACCAACUUCCUUCCUUAGAUAUACUUAUAAGUAGAAGAGAAGACAGUUCCGUCGAACGAUCCAUUGUUAGAAAGCCAACUUGGACAGGCCAAUAUCAUAUUUCUUAUAGAUACUGCCCAGUGCAAUGCAAAAGGGUUAUGAUAGUGGGCCUAUCUAACAGGAUUAAUCUUAUUUGCACAGACGAUGAUACUGAUGACGACGUUAGGUUGUUGAACAAAACACAAAUGGAAAGUGGUUAUCCGUUAAAAUUCAUAAACAGAUAGGAAGGCGAUGGUAUAGUGCGGCCCACUACAGCUUUGGCACAAAACAGCCUGUCUACACAACCUUACUGUUCAAAGGUGAUUCAAAUAGCCUUUUACUGAAACAAGUGAUAAAUCAGUUGCUAACAAAACGUACUACAUAGAAAAGGUCAUUAUCAGGGGAAAAACAAGGCUCAUGCUUCACCAAAACUUAGGAGAAACAGUCAACCUCGACUUGACGCCACACUACAAUUGGUGAACCUGAAAUUACGAACACUUGGUAAUCGAGACCAAACUUUGCAAAGAUGCCAAUUACGGUUAGUCUAUCGUUUAUCUAUCCAUGUCUGUCGCAUAUUUUCAUAAUAAUAUUUUUCAAAAUAUAAUAUACUGGUAAUAACUCGACAUGACGGAUAACGAUAAAAUUAGGAUUAAUGUAAUCCACUCAGACGUACAUGUUAUACAUUUUCGACCUGUAUCUUUUAUUCCCUACGACUCGGAAGUUUUGUUUGCCGAACUGAAGUCUCAAUUCAAGACCCGCCGCAUUACGAGCCAGAGGCACAAAUACUCCUACGCUCUGGAAUCUUUACCCGGGGAUAAUAUAGUAGCUGUCCGUGAGGUAGUCCUCGACUCCAACGUGCCAAACGUUUACGAUCGUCUCAAGGAGGCCAUCCUCAUCGAGGGAGGGACGAUUGAGGACGUUAUUAGCACGUCACCCCCCUGAGUGAUGUUAAGACGAGCCACCACCUCACGCGCCUGCAAUCUCUCGCGGGACCUACGGCAGCGGAUUUUAAAAGUGUUAAGCAACUGUGGCUCGAAUCUCUACCAACACAUAUCCAACCAACAGCCACGGCACUGAUCGAGGACACACCACUCAAUCAGGUGGCCCUCAUAGCAG